Ornithorhynchus anatinus (platypus) is the source of this 2078-nucleotide messenger RNA. RefSeq names its product nectin-2-like. The record is from RefSeq and is a predicted model, not a curated record. Lineage: Eukaryota; Metazoa; Chordata; Mammalia; Monotremata; Ornithorhynchidae. Bases 126 to 1397 code for a protein of 423 amino acids. The transcript has 8 exons.
GCUGAAGAGUCCAGACAAACCGAGGAAGAAGGAUGAUGUGUUCUCUCUGAUCCGGUUCAAUUCUAUUUUGAGUUGGGGGCUGGGACUGACCGAGACAGGGCUGAGGGAAGGGAAGAGACACGGCCAUGACUGGAGCGGCCACUCUGAUCUUGCUGCUGCUGUCCACGCUUCCGGGGGGCGGUGCCCAGAACGUGCGAGUGGAAGUGAUCCCCGUGGUGCGGGGGCGGCUGGGGGGCACCGUGGACCUGCCGUGCCGCCUGCUGCCCACGGGGCCGGAUGUCAAGGUUUCUCAGGUGACGUGGGUGCGCUGGGACAGGGUCGGCAGGAGCUACAGCGUGGCCGUCUCUCACCCCGAGCACGGAGCCAGUUUCCCGGACCCCGAGGCCGAUGGACGGCGGCUGAAGUUCCUCUCGGCCGGGUCGGUGGGUGAGGCCGCCCUGCGCGAUGCCACCCUGCAGGUGCGGGAGCUGCGGGCUCAGGACCAGGGCAAUUACACCUGCGAGUUCGCCACCUUUCCUCGGGGCAACAGCAAGGGGGCCACCUGGCUCAGAGUGGAGGCUGCACCCCAGAACCAGGCCUGGACCCAGGAGGUGACCCAGAGCUCUGCACCUGCCCCUGUCGCCUUCUGUGUCUCCACCGGGCUCCCGGCCGCCCGCCUCUCCUGGUCCACAUCCCUGAACCACGAAGCCAACAUCACCCAAGAAGAGCUGCCUAAUGGCACCAUCACUGUCACCAGCCAACUCAGCCUGCUGCCCACCCGGAACGUCCACGGGCAGAGCGUCACCUGCAAAGUGGAGCAUGAGACCCUGCAGGAACCUCAGAUGCUGCCCGUCACCCUCGCCAUACGCUACCGCCCCGAGGUCUCCAUCUCCAGCUACGACGAUAACUGGUUCAUCGGCCGCAGCGAUGCCAUUCUGAACUGUGAUGCCCAGAGCUACCCAGAGCCCACGAGCUAUGAGUGGAGCACGCUGUCAGGCUUUCUCCCCUCCACAGUCAAAGCCCAGGGCUCCCGUCUUAUGGUUUACAACGUGGAUAAUCUCGUGAACACGACCUUUGUAUGCAAAGUCACCAAUAAGGAGGGCAGCGGGUUUGCCCAGCAGACUAUCCUAGUCAGAGAAACUUCUCUUGAGACAAAGCACCUGCUCUCUGGAGGAGCCAUUGUCGGUAUCGUGACUGGGGUCCUGGCGAUGGUGGGGCUAGCUGCAGCGCUGGGGUAUUUCCUGGUCAUUCAGAAGCUUGGCUCAAAGGGCAAGGAUGCCAAUUCGACAGCUGAGACCCCAUCAUCAGCAACAUCAGGAGAGAAGCUUCUCUUGUAUAGACUACUUCCGGAUGCCCUGGACAACCUUCAUGCCAAGCCCGAUAACUCCCGGACACCUUCCAACACCAGGCCCGCCUAAGCCACAGUUCAUCCCUUCCCCAGCCCCAAGACCACCAAAGACUUCUGAAGCAAGAACCACAAAGCUGAACCAAGGAACUCUUGGAGUAAAGAUUCUCGUAUCUACCCCCAGAAUUGAGACCCUAGCCUGAGGGUCAACUGACGAACUAAGGAGCGACGGUUUGAGGGGAGAGGAUGGGGCUGCCUAGUGGGCCAUUUGCCAAAGUGCCAAGCUCCCGACUUUUUCCUUUUCCAAGGGGACAUUGAAGUGGGGGUGAUUUUGCCUCUUCUGACCUUUCAGUACUUCUUCCUCUUCCUGCUGUGUAAGAUCAAUUGGCUUGUCCCCACCUCUCCAGCCACUCCAACCUCCCUCCUCGCUGAUGGGGAGAAAUAAUGAACUGUCCUCCUGAUCCUUCCCUUCCCCCACGCACUUAGUGACAGGACUCCAAGGGGUUGCUGAGGGGCCCAGGGUGGGUGCUACAGAUUUUCCCUUCCCCACAGCCCCCCACCCCUCCCUCAGGGCCUGUCUGUUCCUCUCCCUCUCUUGGGAAGCCUCAGCCUCCGUGGGGGUGGGUUUGGUCCCCAGGAGCACCCCCGAGGAGCUGUGUUUGCACUACCACUCACACGGGGAAGGAGGUUUCAUUCAUUCAAUAGUAUUUAUUGAACGUUUACUAUGUGCAGAGUACUGUACUAAGCGCUUGGA